Molecule: messenger RNA, 1659 nt
Organism: Funneliformis geosporum
Lineage: Eukaryota; Fungi; Glomeromycota; Glomeromycetes; Glomerales; Glomeraceae
Source: the annotation of a GenBank genome assembly
AUGGAAAAGAAACGCUUAACUAAUUUUAUUAAAAGAAAAUACUUUUCAUCAGAAGUUACUAAUAAGACAGAAAUUCGAGGAAUAAAUGGAGUAAAGGAAGAAAUAAAUGAAAUUUACGUAGACGCACAAACAACUGCAGAAAUUUCUGAUAUUUCUUUACAAGGAAAUAGUAUUGCUGAAGUAGCAAAAACUUUAACUGAAUUAGAGCAAAAUUGUAUUUUGAUACCCUCGUAUGCCAAACGCGUAGUUAACGAAGAUGGAAAUUCCGAAUGGUCGGUGCAAGUUCGUGGUUGGGCCUUUGGAACUAGGCAAAGCCGAAAAAAAAAGUUGGUGUUAGGGAUGGCAAAACGUUUUGCUGGGGUGAACAAAGAUGACGAAGAAAGUAGAGAAAAAAGUAGAUUAUUAGAGGAGAGAUUUUCAAUGUUUUUGGCAAAAAAUCUACGAAACCAAGAGUACAAAGUGCAAAUAAUCAGUUUAGCUCAUCCAACCCAUAUGGAGCUAGAUGAAAAUCCUGAUGAAGUGGAGAACGACGACGAAGUAAGUGAAUAUUUGAGUGAAACAUCAACAGCUUAUCAGGAUCUUCAUCCAUCGACUCAUAUCACGAGUAAUACCGGGCAUUUUUGUGGUAACAUUAAAAUCCCAGUAGAGAUUGUUGAUGAGUGGGUGGAUAAAGCUCGUAAAGAAGGAAUCGGAAACGGAAAUCACGUGCGAUUGUUGAAACUAGGAGCUUUACCAAAGGGGAGAGAAUUUGCUCGUCCAUCAUUUGGAUUCGUAAGUUUAAUCGAAAGUGAAGGGAUAUCUGUUAUAUCAGAUAUUGAUGAUACAAUAAAAUUAACAGAAAUUACAAGCGGCCCACGCACAGCUCUCUCAAAUACAUUUUUAUACGAUUUAGUUGAAGUUCCUGGCAUGGCAGAUGUAUACAUGGAAUGGUACAACAAAGGCGCAUCAAUUCACUACGUUUCGAAUUCCCCAUGGCAACUGUUUCCAAUGCUUAAACAAUUUAUAAAACGAUUUCCACCUGGUUCAGCACAUUUAAAAUUUUAUAAUGAUUUGUUAAAGAGUUUUCUUUUUGAAGAACCAGGAUUAUCAAAGAUAAAUUACAUUAAAGAAAUCCUUGAGGACUUUCCAAAUCGUAAAUUUAUCCUUAUUGGAGAUAGUGCCAAACAAUAUCCAAGUCAGAUCUUGCAUGUGUUUAUUCGAGAUGUAUCUACAGAACGUCUCAGAAAUAUUCCGUCAUCACCCACCAAACGAAAUCGAUCGUUUCCAUAUAUCCUCAAACGCUCAUUAUCAAGUACAUCUCUUAGCACAAAGUCAAUGCCUCCGGUAAUAGACACAUCUUUGUUCAAUAAUAAUUCUAACAGCAUUAACGCCUGGGGUACAGACGAUAUGGUACAAUCACCCGAUAUCUUAACACCGAAUACGCCAACGACGCCAACGACGCCAACGUCGCCAAUGACUCCUACUGAGAUUGAUAAUAAUACACAUCUACAACAAUUUCUUGAAAAAGUUAAAGCAUGUAAGGAGUCGGUGCCUAAUAAUGCAUUUACACUUUUUAAGGAUAGUUAUGAAUUGAGAGACAAUGAGAUCGUUAAUAGCGAAUUUGACAAGUUAUUAGAGAAACAACAACAGAGAGUAUCUCGACAAAAUACUCAAUUUUAA